Nelumbo nucifera (sacred lotus) is the source of this 900-nucleotide messenger RNA. RefSeq lists its product as uncharacterized. NCBI's taxonomy places the organism in Eukaryota, Viridiplantae, Streptophyta, Magnoliopsida, Proteales, Nelumbonaceae. The record is from RefSeq and is a predicted model, not a curated record.
AUGGCCGGAAAUCAAACAUUGAAAGAGCUUGUCGCACUUGAUUUAAAUCAGCAAUCCUUAUGCAUAACUUUUCUUGCUUUAGAUGCUGAUGUUAAUUUUGAAUUAAAAUCUGGAUUGAUACAUCUCUUACCCAUUUUUCAUGGUCUUGCAGGUGAGAAUCCUCACAAGCACUUGAAGGAGCUGCAUGUGGAUUCGGCUAAGGAUUGGCUCUAUUAUCUACCUUCUGGGAGUGUUACCACAUGGAACAAGAUGAAGAGGCUAUUCCUAGAAAAGUACUUCCCAGCUUCAAGGGUGGCCAAUAUCAGAAAAGAAAUCUGCGGUAUAAGGCAAUACAACAGGGAGUCCCUACAUGAAUACUGGGAACGCUUUAAAAAAUUAUGUGCAAGCUGUCCCCAUCAUCAAAUCAGUGAACAACUACUUAUUCAGUAUUUUUAUAAGGGACUUCAACCAACUGAUAGGAGCAUGAUCGAUGCUGCUAGUGAAGGGGCUUUAGUAGAUAAAACUCCCAAGGCUGCGAGAAAUCUGAUUGCAAAUAUGGCGGUCAAUUCUCAGCAAUUCGGCUAUAGGCUUAGCCCUCCACCAAGGCAUGCUAAUGAGGUAAAUAUCUCUUCCCUAGAACAACAAAUUGCAAGUCUGACCUCUCUUGUUCAUCAAAUGGCUGCAGGUAAUAUGCAAAUGGUGAAGGCUUGUGGGAUAUGUUCGACAGUAGGGCAUCCAACGGAUAUGUGCCCAACUCUUCAAGAGGAGCCCAUCGAACAAGUAAAUGCGGCAGGUGGUUUUCCAGGGCAACCGCAAAGGAAAUAUGAUCCUUAUUCGAGCACGUCUAAUCCGGGAUGGAGGGAUCACCCCAAUCUCAGCUAUGGGAGUCCACAAAACCGCCAAACUUUUCAGCCAUAUUAG